Messenger RNA from Protobothrops mucrosquamatus (brown spotted pit viper), 621 nucleotides. RefSeq names its product chromosome unknown C11orf1 homolog (gene CFAP68). The coding region runs from base 44 to 514 and encodes 156 amino acids. The transcript is spliced from 4 exons. Gene Ontology annotation, cellular component: nucleus. NCBI's taxonomy places the organism in Eukaryota, Metazoa, Chordata, Lepidosauria, Squamata, Viperidae. The record is from RefSeq and is a predicted model, not a curated record.
CAGUAGUUCCAACAUCACCACUACAACUUCUGAUUCCGAGGACAUGUCCCUGUCGUGCUUCUUUAACCCUCUUCAUGGCUGCUUGCUCCACGCAGACGGCCACGGGGAGGUGUGGACAGACUGGAACAGCACAUCAAAAUUCUUCCAGUAUGGGUGGAGGUGCACCACCAACGAGGACAUGUAUGCCAACAAAACCCUCUUGGGGAACUGGAAUGAGGAGCGUUACGAUAUCCAGAGAAGGAGGCAACUCAAACCUCUUCCUUCCCAGUACGGUCACUAUUUCGAGUCCACGUACGGGUCAGACUAUUCCAAGGAAAUGCCUCGCAGAUUAAGAAGGGUGACGCGAGAGCCUCACUGGUUCCCCGGACACCAGCCUGAGCUGGAGCCCCCUCCGAUCAAGCCCACCGCUCGGUCGUGCUACAUGAUCGACUACGAGCCUCCACACGGCAGGGCAGUCUGCUCUCUGACCGAAGGGAAGCCCAAGGCAGCAGAGGAAACGCCGCUGAAGCAGUAGGCCGCUGCUCCAGGAUCACCUGGGGGGUGGAAAUCUCUGCUGGGAGGUCUCCUCGCCCCACCACGAAGACUAGAAGCCUGCUUGCUGGGCGGAAGUUCCUAAAAUAA